GUUUUUCGCACUUUUUUUUUUUUGUAUGGAAACGAUCGACGAGGCGAUGCACAGUCACACGCCAGCAGCUGAGUUGCCGACGAGCCAAACGCAGACGGCCGCUGCUGAGCCGCAGAGACCAACAUUCAAACGCCAAGCCAGCGAGCAACUCGACGAUGCUACAACUACUGCUGCAGAGCCUGUAGAGCCUGUAGAGCACGACCAGCAGCAGCUGGAUGAGCCGUCGCAAGCGUCCACGGAGGACCGUCGCGGUGGCUGACAGCGCACCAGUGCUCGCGCGGCUGCUGCAAACGUCGUCGCUGCUGCGCAACGGCCGGUCAUGGAAAGCACGCAGCCCGUUGGCUUGGCAAUCAAGACAGACACCACGAGCCGAUGAAUACUGGCAGCGGAGAAGACGACAAGAGCAACACGCACUCUGGGGACGCAAGCGAUAGUGAGAGUGACGACGACCUCGUCGACCAACUGUCACUCCGUGACCGGCUCAUUCUGGCGCUGCGUGACGUGCUGUUUGGGGGCGUGGACGCACACCAUCCUCAUGGCCGAAGCAACGCCCAGGGGUUGUCGGGUGCGGUAGCCGAUGCGUCGCGAUUUUCCGCAGACUCUGCGCCUCCGUCCCCGCGAGGACGGAUGAGCGCAUCCAUGCGUGCUGCAGCAGCAGCAGCUGCUGCUGCUGCUGCUGUUUCAACCUCUGCCUCGGUACCGACAUCGGUGCGUGGGUCUCCAACACCGUUUGCAGAUGAGAAGCCGUCAAUCAGGAGCGACAGCAAUAGUAAUCCGGCCAGGCCUCGCGGACUGCGAUCCUACGUCGAGGUGCAAGCACAUGGUGGUGCAUCUGUUGUCCACGUGUACCCAGCGGACGCCGAGCUGCUGAGCACACAGGAACGAGCGCUGUUUGCCGAAGCAUGCCUCGAAGAGAUUUUGUCGGAAGAUCCCAUCACUGGCCUCGCCCGCCACGUCAUUGGCAUUGUGCACCAGGGCGGAGCCGAUCUUCCCAACCACUUCCGCAUGCUUGUACGCGACCACCCCGCAACGCGCAUUGUGCGCGAGGCGUUUGGGCAAAAGAACAUGUCCGAGUCGACCCAAAUUGCCGACUAUGCCAAUGCGAUCGAUGCCUCUUUCAGUCACGGCACCCAUCGUGCUGGAGGCAUGCGCCCAAUCUCCAUGGUCGGCUGCUUCCAAGAAGAGCUGGGCGGAUACUUCCCGGAGCAUCUGGCGCUUCUCGAAAGCAAUCCGUUUUUGCGCGUUGUCAUGCCGUGGGGUCCCAUUUCAGUCCUCAAAGGCCUUCGUCCGCAGGAUAGCAAUGACGGGCCCAUUCUAUGGGUGCGACCUGGCGAGCAAGUCGUUGCGCUGUCAGAACUCGGGGCGACCACGCCAGACAGCGGUCGUCGUCGCGGCGGAGAUGCCACCACCGGCUCUACUCCCGGGCGAGGCGAGCGCCGAAAAAAGGACCAGCUGGAAUACUUGUACAUUCGUCCGCGUGUUGAAAGCCCUCGAGAAAAGCUCGUGGAAGAUCGAACGGGUUGUCACGCAGACCACGCAGGGCUCAUCCCAUUCAGGCACACAGUCGCUGCAGUCGGGUUGCUGCAGCCGGUCAGUCAAGUCACAGCGCAUGGCCGCCAGUCGCAGCAUUCGCGAAGCAUGCAAAUUGAGGACGCCCGCGUCAAGGGCGACUCUCAACGGCUCGCAGCCUUGCUCGCCGAGGACGAAGUCUUUAUGGAGGCGAGUGUGACUGGUGCUGUUCCGACGACUGGGGUUGCUGCGGCCGCGGCUACUCGGAUGCAAUUGCAGCCCACCUCUGUGAUUGCGUGCAAGGAUGUGAUUGCCUUCCACGCCGAAAGCAUGCAGACGGUAGAGAACAUGAUUGGCCUGGACUACAACGAGGAGCCCGCCGAUCAGCUCUUGGACCCUCAGCUGUGGGUUGAAGAUGCCAAGCUCAACCAGAUGCGAAGAAGCGGCAUCAAGCAUGCGCGCGUUCGCCUCGACCUCGGCGACAUUUACUUUAUCCCUCGUCGGGUGGUGCACCAGUUCAAGACGGUUGCCGCCAGUGUUAGUGUCACUUGGCAUCUCCGCUACAAGCGCUACCGCGAGUUUGCAGACAAUUUGGAGAUGGGUGUUGCCGCCGCAGCUGGCUCUGGACCAGGCAUGAUGUCGAACGGCGCGCCACGCAAGCGGUCACGCAUGAGUUCGAUGAAGAGCAUGCGGUAACUAGAAAUGGACCGGUUUGCAACUUGGCAUCUCAUUUUCUUUCACAACCCUCUCGAUCCAAACUGCUGUCGAGUGCGUGUGCAUCUUGUUGCCAAUCGCGUUGUGUGUUGUUAAGCUUGUUGGAGAUUGAAAUGAUAAACUGCUGUUGUUGAAUACAAUGUAUAUUCUAAACUGA
Messenger RNA from Capsaspora owczarzaki ATCC 30864, 2380 nucleotides. RefSeq lists its product as hypothetical. The coding region runs from base 373 to 2205 and encodes 610 amino acids. The transcript is spliced from 3 exons. The record is from RefSeq and is a predicted model, not a curated record. NCBI's taxonomy places the organism in Eukaryota, Filasterea, Ministeriida, Capsasporidae. Gene Ontology annotation, cellular component: nucleus.